GAUAAACACACACACACACACACACACACACACACACACACACACACACACACACACACACAGCAGUAGCACAUUAGGAGCCAGACGACUACUGACAGUAUACUAAGCUGCUCCCAAGAUGAGGAGACCGAGUCCUUCGCUUCUUUUAGUAACUAUCCUUCUACAGGCAGCCACGACCAUCAGAGUGGAACGUGUGGUGGUACCUCCUGUCGUGCUGGCCGGGAGAAGGGUCAAGCUAGAGUGUCAAUACAAAGAAGAAGGUGAUAAGCUGUAUUCCCUUAAAUGGUGGAGGAAUGACGAUCAGUUCUACCAGUUUAUCCCCCCGGACAGAAAACACUUCAAGGUGCCUGGUGUGACGGUCAACUUCACAGCCAGUUACACCCUCAGUGCUGGCAGCAGAGGGCAGGAGGUGGUGGUCCUGGAGCCGGUGGACCUGGAAGCUGCUGGGGUAUAUAAGUGUGAGGUUAUGGCAGAUGUCAACUUCCAGACGGAGUUUCGUCAGGCGAAUAUGACUGUUAUGUACGCCCCAGAAGGCCCACCCAUCAUCACGCCGGGACCUAAGACGGACACCAGCAACAUCACGGCUGGACAACUGGUCGUCCUGAACUGUUACUCCUCCCCUGCCAGUCCUCCGCCCGUACACACCUGGUACAUCAAUGGCAGACACGUGGAGCCAUCAUGGGUAAAGUCCUACUCUCCGGUAUUCAGUGCAGGAUUAGCCAAAACCAAGACGCGUCUCCAGUUCUCAGCCACGACGCAGUUGGUGGCAUCUGGCAGGGCGCUGACGGUGACGUGCGAGGCUACCCAGAGAGUCCCUGGCGUAGUCAAGAGCAUGGGCACUGAAGGGUAUCUGCAGGUGGAGGAGGGAGGGGUAGGAGAGCCCCUACCCAGUUACAAGAAGAGCGCUCACCUCACUCUUCAGCCCACCCAACCUCCUUCCUUCUGGGAUCGUAUCUUCAGUGCUGGUUCCAGCGUACACGUUUGCUUGUACCACCACCACAGCCUGCUUCUACUGGUUAUCGCCUCAGCUUUCCUGGUACCUCCUGCUCUCACCAUCCCCUGCUGAGAUCUUCUUUCACCCUCCUGUUCAUUCUGAUGAUAAUUAGCGCUAUACAGUAAUAAAAAUCUCCUUUAUUUAUCCCGCUUGGCUGGGUAACUUCCGGCUCAGCGGAAGAUGUCUUCGUGUAAGGCUGUAUGAUGAGACCUCCCGUCGCGUGACCUUGAGACGUCCUAAUAAUGAGAUGUUACGACACGAGAGACUUUCUUGUGUUCUUUAUCCGGUGAUGUGAUCUUACGGAAUGAGAGGAUCACCUGAAAAUUAGGCACCCCAGCUUAUUUCACUUGAAGAUUAACCACCACAAUGCUAACCAAACCUAACCUCCAGGGCAAGUUACGGUGGUUAAACUUCGGGUGAAAUAAGCUGGUGUGCCUAAUCUUCAGGUGAUCCCAUGGGCAGAAAUAAAAAAGUAUCACGUUUUUGCAGUCAACGUGAAGCAGCCUCGACAGAUAACAUGUUAGAGCGUUCACAGUUAAGAAAAAUAAUAAUUAUACUGUUUUCCGUGGUAAGUUCACACCAGUUGGUAAGACUCCUCUGAUGAAUGUUGAGUUGAACAGGGAAAAUUGCCCUGGUAAUUAAGUUAAAUUCAGCCGAUAACGAAUUCAAGAUGACUGGCAAAGAAUUUUCAUGGUGGUAAAAUUACCGAAAUUUUAAGAUAGCCGGCAAAGCAUUCACAA
This is a messenger RNA of Homarus americanus (American lobster), 1734 nucleotides long. RefSeq lists its product as uncharacterized. The record is from RefSeq and is a predicted model, not a curated record. The coding region runs from base 119 to 1066 and encodes 315 amino acids. The transcript is spliced from 6 exons. NCBI's taxonomy places the organism in Eukaryota, Metazoa, Arthropoda, Malacostraca, Decapoda, Nephropidae.